UGCCCUUGCAUACAGGUUCUUUAAUUAACUUACACAUGACCAUAAAUUUUAAAGUCACUUGUUUGCAAUGAGUUUCCAGACAUUUCUUUGUUGCAAGAUAAUUUGGUCCUACCUUUACCGCUACAACAUUAAUAUGUGCUGUCUGUUUGUAAUCUAAUUUGUAAUUAUGGCUUUUAAAAAAAAAAAAAAAAAGUACUCAUUGUAAUUAUCAUAACUCACCAUUGCAUUGAAAUACUUCAUAACACAAAAAUGUGUGCUUUAUAUGAAGUAUUUUUUAUUUAGCUAAGAAUGAUGAAGAUUUUAGCUGUAACUGUGAAUUAACAUAAUUGAUGUAAAGCAGUAAAUUCCGUUAAAGUAAAUAUUUGAUAAGCAGGCUACUCAUCAUCACAUUUCAGACAUGCCAAAAAUUUAGUUGUACCUGUAGUCUCAAAUACAGUUUUGGUAGGUCUUUUAGUUUUAAGUGUUCACCAGGAAUUCUCAGAGGGUAAGAAAAUCAUAUUCUAUCAAUAUGUAAUGAAUAUUUGUUUUUUAACUUGUGACAGCAGACUGCUCAAACAUUAUGGUCCAAGUCAGUGUAUGAACUGUACCAGUGCAUACUUGUAGUGGAUGAAAUUUGCAGCUGUAAUUUUGAAAUGCACUGCAGGAUGGCUGAUUUACUCUACUGAAUAGUAGACUACAGAGUGAAUAAAUGGGCAGUUUGAACAGUCAGAUUGUCUGCCAUGAAGAAAGGGUCUCAUUCUUAAUAGCUCGAUUACAUGUUUAGCUUAUAUUUCCUGCAGAUUUCAAACAAAAUUAUCCAUCCAUCUUCCUCUGCUUAUCCAAUUUCGGGUUGCAGUGGGGCUGGAACCUAAUCCAGCUAUUACAGAUGAAAGGUUGGGUACACCCUAAACAGGUUGCCAGUCUAUCGCAGAGCUAGUUGAUGGAGCCACACAACCAUUUGUGCUCACAUUCAACAUUACACCUUAGAUUUCCAGUAUAACUAACUCAAACUAGCUAACCUGGUUAAGCUAGUUUUAGUUGCAUGUCUUUGGACUAUGGAAGGAAGCUGGAGUUUGCAGUGAGAAGCUGAUUUUAGAUAUGAAAUCUAAUUAACUUUUGCGCAUAAGAUUUUGGAAGUACCCAUCAUAUUCUUUUAACACUUGAAUAUCAUUAUAAUGUAUCAGUGCAAUCUCUGGAAUGUUAACUAUUUCCCAUUAAAACAGUUUUAAUGUGGGUUUUUUUUCCUGAAAAUAAACAAGAAGGUGAUAUGAGAGACACAAUAAAGCACAUUUUCAGCGCACUUAAAAAUGUUUGAGGCACUUGGUUUUUUGCUUGUAUAUCUGUCUCUCCUUGCAAGAAUUAACAGUAAUCACCCUUCAUCCUCGGAUUAAAUUUUUCCUGAUAUCAGUUUUCCAUCACUUUAAUAUCUUGAUUAAAUUUUUCACCAUGCUCAUCACUGACAUCGCUCAGAUUUGAUGGAAAGAACGUUGACAAAACAAUAACAUCAUAUCAUUAACUGAUAUGAUUUCAGCAUGUUAAACACAAGUUCUCUGCUCUGAGAUUGCCAAGAAAAUUCUGGCUACUUGCACAAAUGUUUCCUAUGCUGCUGAUCCAGCUGGCUACAAUUUCCUUUCAAACUCAUUGUCAAGCAUCAGUUCACGGAUUUCAGGACUAACAAAAACAUCUUUGUUGAUUUUGGCUUCACUUUUCUCGAGACCAAACUUACAUCUUAAAUGUUGAAACACAUUGCUGUGUGUGUUCAGUCAUCCCAGUUGUCCAGUACUUGGAAUGGCUUAACCAGAUGAAAAUGGUUUUCAGAUUUGGGGUCAAAAAGUACAUUUUGAAAAACAAAACACUUGUUGAUCAGUGUUAUAGAUUUGAAAUAUGUCACCAUUAUCUAACUUCCAGACCACCUAUAUAGAUUAACAGUGAAUACUACUUAAUAAAGCACUGAAAUGUCUUUACUAACUCCUUAAACACCUUUAGAUGCAACCCCUGUUGACGUUUAUUAAAGAGUGAGCGUGUGUUUUUUGCUGAAGUGUCAUCACUGUUCAUCAGUCAACAGAGAAGGAAAAAACCCCAUCAACAGAUCAUAAUGCAAUAAUGUUUGGCUUUUUUUUUUUUUUAGGUGAUUGUAGCUGAUUGGUUAUGCCAGUUAGAGUUAACACCCCCCUGUCAGCUGAUGAUGUAGGUUAUUGUGGAAACACCGGAAACUAGCUCAAGUCGCAUUAGACAUGCCAAGUUGGAAAGUGGUUUUACCACAAACAUAAAAUACACCACCUCAUCAAAAACAUUUCCUGGAAUACACGCAGCACUGAACAUGAUGAUAGCGAAAGUUCCCUCCAAGCUGCAGUCACAGCCGUCGUCUCCACAGCCUCGAUGCUCGUCGCCGUCUGUCCCCACCAGUAAGCUCAUCUCUCCCUCGCAGAAACACAGCAAGAAAGCUUUGAAACAGGCCCUAAAGCAGCAGCAGCAGAGAAACCAGCGUAGACAGGGGGGAAUGCCAACCUCCUCCAGUCCAAGACUGCUUCUGAAAACCCUUAAAGACAUGGCAGAUAACAUUACAACAAAAACUGAUUUAUGCCACCCAGUCGUACCCAGAAAGGUUCCCCAAAGGUCCAGUCGCCUCAGUGCAGGGCAGAUAAAACGUGCCAAGUAUAAAAUAGACGUGGAGACGCCAGACUCUAUUUUGGUUAACACCAACCUGCGAGCAAUCAUCAACAAGCACACUUUCUCUGUCUUGCCUCCAGACUGCCAGCAAAGGCUGGUCAAACUUCUGCCAGAAGUAGACCGCCAGGCUUGCAUGGACGGCCUUCUGAAGGUCACUAGCUCUGCCUUAAACAAUGAGUUUUUCACAUCAGCAGCUCAGUCUUGGAAAGACAGGCUGGCUGAGGGGGAAUUCACUCCUGAAUUGCAGCUCCGAAUGCGCCAAGAAAUUGAGAAGGAAAAGAAAGUUGAGCACUGGAAGGAAGCCUUCUUUGAAAACUAUUAUGGGGAGAAUUCUGGGCUCAGCUAUGAGGAAUCCAAAGAGCUGACAAAGGCUGAUUUGAAUCAGGAGUCUGCCAGGCCUCAGUCCCCCUCUCAUCAGACAGGACCUGUCGCUCAAGCACUAGAGGAAUCUAAGUGCACCAAGGACAGCAGCCUGACUGAUGCUCCUGCAAAAGACGUAAAGCCAGCGCAGACAUCGUCACAGGAGCCUCUGAAAGCACUGCCUGCUCAAAAAGAGCCUGUCUUUACUGCAGAACCCAUGAAGACGCGACGCUCACAGUAUGCUGAGGAUCGGAAGAUGAAUACAACUGCAAAUACUGGACUGGCAGCAGCAGUGAGAGCACCAGAGGUUGAGAAACGUGGUGAAUGGAGUGCAGCAUGUACAGUGCCAGAAAAGGAGCGCAAGGAAGACAUGAAGGAGGAGAAAACUGAACGCUCCCAGUUGUCUGUGGACAGCAGCCCUCCACCAAAGGCUAGUUCAGAGUUGAAAGAAGUUCAGUCGGUGUCUAUGGUUAAGCCUGCUGCAGAGAGCGAAGAGAUCAUCUCUGAGCCCAGUGGCUCCUCAGAGCCACUGAAAAGGAAAUCUCUCAGUGAGAUAGAGGGUGAAUUAACACCAGAGAAAAGACCCCGCAUGUCGUCAGUUUCUUCAGUGUCUUCAUUCUCAUCUGCGUCUCCCUCAGCAUCAUCCAUAUCCAGCCCUGCUACACCAACUUCAACAACAAGUCAGAGGGUUCCACCACUAAAGAUCCCAGUAUCACGAAUUCUUCCCUUGCCUGUGUCACCUAGCCAGAUCUCACCGAGGACUCCCCUCCCAAGCCCACUUAGUAGCCCAUGCCGUACUGGUGCUCGCACUUUGGCAGAUAUCAAAGCCAAAGCUCAGCUUGCCCGAGCACAACGUGCAGCAGCAGCAGCAGCAUCAUCUGCUUCAAAGGGGGCAGUGCCAGGCCCAGGGCCAGGUGGAGGCAGUAGUGAGCAGACACACCACUUAUCCAGCCCGACAUCCCCACAGGGAUCUGCUAGGUUAGCAGCCACACAGUUUAGUAUAUCUUCUCCUUGCCAAGUGGACUCUUUUGGUCCAUGUAGCCCAAACCAGUCUCAGAAGUACUUAAGCAAAACUGAAGAAAAACAUACAAGUCUUUCUGCUGGUACAGUCAGUACAGGAAUCCAUAGCGUCCAAAAGAGUUCAAGUGUAUCAGCACAACCAUCAUUGGUGCAUGCUUCAAAGGAACAGGAAAUCCCAUUAACUGCUGGAUCAACAACCAGAAUCAGCUCCUGCAUCCCUGCAAACAACCCGCUGGUCACUCAGCUUCUGCAGGGCAAAGAAGUUCCACUGGAGCAGAUCCUCCCAAAACCGCUAUCCAAGGUGGAAGUAAAGAUGUCAAACUUCUCCUCUGGUACUAUGGGAAAGGCGUCACAUUCUGCUGAGCACAGGGCUGAGAAGUUCAAUACAUCAGGCCGAGCUGGUGUUUUCUCAGAAAACACAAAACAUCACAGGGAACUUCCUGACAAGGAGACUCAGGAGCAGAUCCUACAGGCUCUAAUGCAGAGGAAAGUCCAACAAAGUCAGCCUUAUGGAGGGGGUGUAGGGCCUCAGUCACCUCAGUACAAAGUUCAGCAACUGAUGCACGCAGAAGAGCGACAGGAUCAAUCCAGGAUUUCUGUUGGUUUUUUGGGUCGAAGGAGGAUGCCAAGGCCUGCCAUGACAGGACAUUACCUGCUCAAUGUCUCCACGUAUGGCAGAGGAUCAGAGAGCAGGAGACUUCACCUGUCUGCCAUUCCAAACACAACUGUAACCAGCACAAAAAGGGAAACCACAGAAGCAGAGGACGCAGCCAAGGAGGACCAACCAGCCAGGAAGGUUUUUCUGUUUCCUUCUGGGGUCAAAACAGAGCAGCAAAGAUGCUCAGUAGGCAAGUCUAAUGAACCAGCGGGCUUUCAGCAUCACUAUAACAUAAAGACUGAGCCUGGAUCAGAGUAUUUUGAAGCUGGUGGUGAUAACAACAACACCAGCGCAACCACCAAAGACACCAGCCCCUUUUCUCAAUCACACCGAAGGCACCUCGAACUCUGCAAUAGUAAUCAAGGAAACUCCGAGCCAUAUCUUACCCACGUGGAUCCCAGUCACCAGCGGCCGACUGCCUUUCAAUCCCAGAGAACACUCGAUAAUCAGGAACCCCCGGUAGCGUCAUGCUACGGUGGCACUAUCAGCAUGUCCGUACCUCACACUUUGAACCGCAGCACUGCAGGCACCGGCUCUUCCACAUCCUCAUCAGAAGCUGAUGGUGGUGGCAUCCACGGGAGCGUUAUGUCCUUCUCAGUGACUGUUACCACCAUACCUGCUGGUCACUCAUUAGACCACGGCCACCAGGGCGAGCCCUCACCUGAACAGUCAUUCAUUGAGGGCUCCAACAUGGAGGACGUCCAGUCUAAAUGCUACUGCCGACUGAAGGCAAUGAUCAUGUGCAAGGGGUGUGGAGCUUUUUGCCAUGAUGACUGCAUAGGCCCCUCAAAACUAUGUGUCUCGUGUUUAGUGGUACGAUGAUAUUAAAUUAACAGUAACAAAAAAUUGGUUAGAGUUGUAUUGUCACAGCACAAAGCAGAAGCAAGUGUUUUAGAAUCAGUGCAUAAUAGGCUGAAACAUGUUAAGUCACACUCUGGAGAAAACGGCUCUAGGAUCGGUUCGUUGUGGGAAAGGCAAGGAUUUACACUGGAUGGUCUUGUUUUUCCACUAACAUCUAAGAAAAGUCGUUUUGUGCAAUUGUGUCAUAGAAAUGCCAAUCCAUUUUCAAUCAAAUGUUGUCAGAUAUGUGAGAAAUGAAAACUGGCAGUGUUUGCACUUGGCUAGAUUAGUGUGAUAUAUUUUUUAAAAUAUAUAUUCUAGUUUUUUUUUUUUCUUUUUGUUUUUUUUGAGGAGGGAAAAUGAAUGUUGCUAUUUUUUUUUUAGAACAUAAUGACUGUUGUGCUUUAGACUGACACUUUUUAUUAUUGGUCCUAAUCAGUUAUGGUUUAACGGCAAAAAAAAGAAGAAAAAAAAGAAGAAAAAGGGCGCUAAUGAUAAUCAUUUGAUGUAGAGUACCUCCUAUUUGGCAUUUAUGCAUGUGUGGCAGGGAAAUGCAACUUACAGUAACUAUUUUAUAUGAAACUGUACUUUUAUUACUGAACACACUCAGAUUUAAGAACUAGAAAUGAGCAUGUAUAGUUUUAGUAAGAAGAUAUAGAGUGAUUUUUGAAUUAUACUUUAUAUAAAUCAACCUGACUUGUUUCCAAGGCAAAGAACUCGAAAACCAUCUGGAUAUAAAGUAAUAACAGUGUACAGCACUUAAAAUCAAACCUAAAGAAAAGAGAAUCAUAUAUAAUUCCUCUAUAAUCCUUGUUGGUAAAUUAAGAUCUUUUCACUUCCAAUGAAGGUCUGAAGUCACUUCCUACUGCGUGAAUCAGCAUUUCCUCCCCAAAAAUCAGGUUUGUGGAUAUGAUCUCCCUUGGUGUGGGAUUUCUAAUGCUUGUGCGUCUGUAUAGGUAAAUCAGCAGUGGCAAACUUAAUUUAAACACUCAAGGCGGGUGGAGAAAAUGCUGACAAUUUUGUUAUUUUGCUGUAUAUACUUGCUCAUGUAUGGUAUUUGCCUAGAUGUAGAAAUAUUGUUAUUUUAUUCGUGCUGCACACCUUGCUUGAGCAUAACUGGCUCUUUAUUUCAAAAUUUUUUUCUUUUUUUGUUUUUGUUUUUUUUUUACUGUGGAAUGAAAAUAGAGAAGAACAGUGAAAUAUGCUAAAAACAGGUACAAUAUGUCACCAAUACAUCAAUAAGUGAGUGUAACACUUCACUUUAACGUGGCCUUUUUCCAGGAAAUUAAGAGAGUGAUCCUCUAUAAUACUGUGGUUGGAAGUAUUGUAAAAAUGAUAUUUGUCACAUAUGUAUUUAAUCAACAGUAAUUUGUCUUUGUGAUGCACAACACAUUAGUGGUGUCAGCACUUGUUAUAACCUUUGCAGGCCCGUUAUGAUGAUUUUAACAUUAGUGCUUAGUGCGUACUGACUUG
This is a messenger RNA of Haplochromis burtoni (Burton's mouthbrooder), 7000 nucleotides long. It is a transcript of the gene asxl2, whose product is annotated as ASXL transcriptional regulator 2. Gene Ontology annotation, molecular function: DNA binding; chromatin binding; peroxisome proliferator activated receptor binding. Gene Ontology annotation, cellular component: PR-DUB complex. Lineage: Eukaryota; Metazoa; Chordata; Actinopteri; Cichliformes; Cichlidae. The record is from RefSeq and is a predicted model, not a curated record. The transcript has 9 exons. Gene Ontology annotation, biological process: animal organ morphogenesis; positive regulation of transcription by RNA polymerase II. The coding region runs from base 2300 to 5509 and encodes 1069 amino acids.